UGUCUUUUGAAAAAAUCAAGUUGAAAUAAUAAUAAAUAACCACUGAUUCAUCCCAAUCCCUCUGUACUGAAAUCAUUUUUUACAAUUACAAUGGCAAUGAGAUCCGCACUGAGUCGAAGUAACGUGACUCGUUCGAUGGAUUCAACAUCUCGCGGAGCUUUCACUCGCUUCUUCAGCGACAAAGGUAAGGUUCUUAGCGAAGAAGAACAAGCCAAAGAAAACGUCUACAUUCAGAAAUGGGAGAGGGAAAAGUUGGAGAAACAGAAGCAAGAGGCCAGCAAGGCUAGGGCUGAGAAACACAAAGAUGCUGCUGAUAGCAAGAAAUCUGACGGGUCGCAAAAGAACUGACUUUAUCGGUCAUGCCAGCUGUGAAGGUCGCUUAUGGGAAGUAAUCAUGGGCAAUAAAACACAUUGACUCUGAGUGAACUGUGGUCAUUGUAUAGACUGUGUGUUUUCGUUUAUCAGUAGUUUCUUCAAUGGUGAUGGAUGAGACCAUUUUGUUUGCAUCCAACAAGUUUGGUACAUUAUGUCCUUUUCUGUGUUUUUUUACUUUUAUGAGCUCAGUGCUAAACAAAUUAGUAAUCACUAA
Messenger RNA from Trifolium pratense (red clover), 589 nucleotides. RefSeq lists its product as uncharacterized. The transcript has 3 exons. NCBI's taxonomy places the organism in Eukaryota, Viridiplantae, Streptophyta, Magnoliopsida, Fabales, Fabaceae. The record is from RefSeq and is a predicted model, not a curated record. Bases 91 to 348 code for a protein of 85 amino acids.